UCGGAGUUGCAGAGAGCGCAUGUGGACUGUGACCCUGUCCGAGAGCGAGCAGACAAUGAAGAGGAGCGACUGAGCUGGUCUCCGUUUCUUUCUCUGAUAAAUAAGAUGAGAGGCUUUGUGUUGAACCUGAUGAGUUCAGGAGGAUUUUUGAAGGCAACACUCACAGUUUACACAGAAGAAAUGUCCACAACUGAAAGUCCCACCAUGCCCUCCUCACAGCUGACAUCGGACCAACUCACAGUGGUCGCUGCAUCGUUUUCUUCUUUGGUGUUCUUUGUGGUGAUUGUGGUGCUGCUGUCCAUUAUUUACCGCAAGGAUCUCCAGUGCUGCAAGCUAUGCUCCUAUCAGGGGCAACAUGCAGAUAUGGGUGCUCCUCCUCAGUACUACAGCAGCAGACAAACACUGGUGGGAUCUCCUUGUCUGGAGCAGAGUCAGAUCAUGGAUGAGAACGACACUCAGGCGGGUCAGCUGUUCUACAUCGGCCUGCCCUCCAGCUACAGCCUCCCCACUCUGGACUCCCCCAUGCCGAGGCUACCCUCAUACGAGAGCGUCCGAAAGAAGGACCGCCAGAGGCAGAUCCACAUGAUGAUCGCAGACCGCUUCGGCCUCAAUGGACCCAUUGUGACUGAGCCUCCUCCAACAUAUGAAGAGACUAUCCGCCAGUCUAUGGAGCUGCCGUACAACAUCCUGUCAUCCAAUCUGGACAUCUCGUGCCCUCAGAGUACCUUCGCCAAUACGGACACACCUCAUCUGAUCAACUCUGAGUCCAACAGCACUGUUCUACCUGUGUGAUUUUACUGAGCAAGCAUCAAGCUAUCUCGUGAAUGUGAAGGACGUGUGAUAGCUUUACAUACACAGAUCAAGUUACCAAACGAAGAAGAGUGGAUUAAAACCUGAUCUUCUUCACUUUACACAAGCUGAUACCUCAAGACUGAGCUCAAAUUGAGAGACAGCUGAUGAAGGAGCAACCAAAGAGGAGUUUUGUGAAGAGACCUUUGAAUGUUAAAAACACUUUGUGACCAUUACUGUACAUGCUGAUGAAUUUCAAAGGAGAAUCCCAGGAUAUUGACAUUUACUGAGGUGGCUGGUACACCUUGAAGAAGAAAAAGGUGGAGUACAAAAUACCAAAAAAGGGAACCACUAUUUACUUUGCUGAUUAUACUAUCAUGGAACACUUGUUUACUCUUUUAUUGUCCUAAACCAGAGACCUCAUAAUGUUGUCAAUAAGGCCUGUUUGUAUCUUGCCAAGGUUGUGACAUACUGCCAUAGAGCAUUUGAGAGGGUCAUUUAGAAGAAAAAUAAAAAGGUAUGAAUGAUAGUGCGUUCCAUGGACUUAUAAUAACACAUAUAUGUUGCUUUUAUGAGCAGUUUGUUCAUUAAGGCAGAUUGGGCUCUUGAUGAUUUCUCACUUUCAGAAGCAUUGAUUUGUUUGUUCUGCUGUUCAGCAGCUUGAAUGUGAAAUGAAAACAAACACCUGUGUGGAAACCUGCUUUGUUUACUUCAUCACACAAAGUCAUUCUUGCAUGUACACUCGCCAAAUUUCUGUCCUGCACAUUGUCAUGUACUGUAUUUAUUUGAAGAACGACGACUCCUCAUCAUAUCUUAAAACAAAUGUAAUAAUUAUAUAUUAAUUUGUUGAUGGACCUUUCUAUUUUGUCAUCAUCAGUGCAAACGGAGAGGCUGGGAUUUGAUAUUUUCAUGAAUUUGUAUGUGUGGGUGUGUGAGAGACAGAAAGGAACAUUCAAAUUAAGAAUUUUAUCCAACUUUCUUCUUGAAAAAACCAAACUCAUAUUUAAUUGUGGAGAAAUGUCUGCCCCUAUUUCUCCUUUUUUUCUUCAGCUCUUUUGAUAUUUUUGGGGGGCAGCUCUUAAACGACCACAAAAAAUAUCAAAUUAGUAGAAAUAAUCACAAAAAGACAAACAAUACUAUUCAUAGUUAGUAAUGGUUAUUGGCUUUUAACACCUUGUCCGAGACAUACCAAAUAUCUAAUGAGCCUAAAUCACAUUUUCUUUGAUGUUUCGUCUCAUUGCAAAUUAGUCAUUACUUUUAAAAUCAGAGAAGUGCAUUAAGCUCUCAGUAGAUCAAUGAAAGCCUGUUUUGAGCAGUAUGUCAUUUUGUUACUAUUUUUACGUUUACAUGAAUCAUAUGACCAUGUUUAGUGUUACGCGCAUUUCAAGUGGAAAGCCAAAUCCAUGUCAAUAGGCUGCAGAGCCUGCAUGCAGAAUGUUGUACACAGCCCUCCUCUUUGACUGAAAAACACAAAAAUAUCACUGUGUGUGAAACUCUAAAGUCAACCUGAUUACACACAAGCAUAUUAUCCCACACACUGUGUUGUCCUUUUCAACUCUACUCAGAUGUUUCUUUUUGUGGAGCCAAAAUGCAAAUACUUUUUUCCCAGUUCCAAAGACACAAAGUUGCAUAAAAAGUGAUUAUAUGAGCCUAACUUUUAAAUUAAAAAUAAGCAGCAGCUUUAUAAUCUCCCCUCCCAAAUUUAUAUUUCACAUAUCAAGUAUAUGAGCAUUUAGCCAGAGGGGGGCGGCAAUCUAUGUUAAUGUCUCUAUGUACAUGUAUGCUUCAGUUUAAUAAUCAAUAAUCAGUUCUCAUCAGCCUCAUUGAUAUUAUUGGUAC
This is a messenger RNA of Eleginops maclovinus (Patagonian blennie), 2628 nucleotides long. RefSeq lists its product as uncharacterized. The transcript has 5 exons. NCBI's taxonomy places the organism in Eukaryota, Metazoa, Chordata, Actinopteri, Perciformes, Eleginopidae. The record is from RefSeq and is a predicted model, not a curated record. The coding region runs from base 106 to 792 and encodes 228 amino acids.